Molecule: messenger RNA, 1290 nt
Organism: Aspergillus pseudoviridinutans
Lineage: Eukaryota; Fungi; Ascomycota; Eurotiomycetes; Eurotiales; Aspergillaceae
Product: damage-control phosphatase ARMT1 family protein
Exons: 4
Coding region: 1-1290 (429 amino acids)
Biological process (GO): DNA damage response
Cellular component (GO): cytoplasm; nucleus
Molecular function (GO): phosphatase activity
Source: RefSeq, a predicted model, not a curated record
AUGCCUUCCCCAACUGAAGAAGUCCGCGCCGUAUGGACUUCUGACCAAGGGUCGAUGGCUCAACAGACGGCCGUCACCAGGUGGCCCAAGAUUGUUGAAGGAACCGUUGACGAUAUUGACGAGACCGCAGCCUCUUCCGACAAGGAAAAGCGGGCCGAGAGGGCUGCCAUGCGGAUUGCGCUGCAGGAGAUCAUGCAUGAGAUCGAACGGAACGAGCCUUUGAAACCUUUACGAGAAGAUGGAGUGCCUGGUAUUGGUGAUUUUAACAAGCAGCUCAACGGGAUUGGAAGUUGCAGUUGGUUGGAUUGCCCGUGGCUAUUUGCAGAGUGUUACCUGUAUAGGCGCAUCCAGACCAUCUUCAACGCAUCCAAAAACUGGCAGGGCUAUGACGUAUUCAAGCGUCGAAAAGACUCAACUUUUGUCACGUCACGAGCCGCCGUGGAAGAGCUCGCCAGCCGCGAGGAGGCGCAGCGGUUGCUGUUCAUCGAAAUGACCGAAAUUGCACUGUGGGGAAACGCCACCGAUUUGUCUCUGCUAAGCCAUUUAAGCAUGGAAGAUCUGCAGGAUCUCCAGGGACAGGACGCCAUCCAGAAGAACCAGAAGAAUAUCGUGGAUAAUGAUACUGAUGCCGUCUGGGCGUACCUCCAGUGCACGCCAUCGCCGGUAGAUCGCCAUGUGGACAUCGUGUUGGACAAUGCUGGGUUCGAGCUCUUCACGGACUUGAUCUACGCGGCUUAUCUCUUGGAUUCUCAGAUCGCAACUUCGGUGCAAUUGCAUACAAAACAGUUCCCCUGGUUCGUCAGUGAUGUCGUUCUGACUGACGUGGACUCACUUUUUGAGCAUCUCGGAUCAGCCAAAUGCUUCCCUGACCGCGAGUACCUCGAUCGACUGGUUCCGCGACUACGCAAGUUCUUUGAGUGUGGCGCUAUUAGCACAACGAGUGAACCGUUCUGGACAACCCCCUACUCCUUUCAUGAGAUGCCGAACAGAGCACCGGCUCUUUUCGAUCAACUUCAGUCCAGCUACCUUGUCAUAUUCAAGGGCGAUCUGAACUAUCGUAAACUAACCAAGGAUGGGCUGUGGCCCUACACUACGUCAUUCCGGGAGACGCUUGGUCCCUUGGGGAAGAGCAGAAUGAAGAUCCUCGCUCUUCGCACGAACAAGUCCGACACCUGCGUUGGUGUAGAGAGUCAAGUCAAGGUGGACGCCUUGAAUGCCGAAGCUCCAGGCGGUGCCUGGGUCCGAAAUGGGAGAUACGCUGUGAUAUCUUUUCAUGAGGGUCACUGUUAA